GGGGUGUGGAGAGGCGAGGCCAGGCAGAGCCCCGCGCAGCCAUGGAGUCUCUCCUGCUGCCGGUGCUACUGCUGCUGGCGGUACUGUGGACUCAGGCGGCUGCCCUUAUUAACCUUAAGUACUCAGUGGAAGAGGAGCAGCGCGCCGGGACAGUGAUCGCCAACGUGGCCAAGGACGCGCGGGAGGCGGGCUUCGCGUUGGACCCUAGGCAGGCUUCUGCCUUCCGCGUGGUGUCCAACUCGGCUCCGCACCUGGUGGACAUCAACCCCAGUUCUGGCCUUCUGGUCACCAAGCAGAAGAUCGACCGCGACCUGCUGUGCCGCCAGAGCCCUAAGUGCAUCAUCUCGCUGGAAGUUAUGUCCAGCUCAAUGGAGAUCUGUGUGAUUAAGGUGGAGAUUAAAGACCUGAACGACAAUGCACCCAGUUUCCCGGCAGCACAGAUUGAGCUGGAGAUCUCUGAAGCGGCCAGUCCUGGCACGCGUAUCCCACUGGAUAGCGCCUAUGAUCCGGACUCAGGCAGUUUUGGCGUGCAGACGUACGAGCUCACGCCCAACGAGCUGUUUGGCCUGGAGAUCAAGACGCGCGGCGACGGUUCACGCUUUGCAGAACUCGUGGUGGAGAAGAGCUUGGACCGAGAGACACAGUCACACUACAGCUUCCGAAUCACUGCGCUAGACGGUGGAGACCCUCCUCAUUUGGGCACCGUUGGCCUCAGUAUCAAGGUGACUGAUUCCAAUGACAACAACCCAGUGUUUGGCGAGUCCACCUACGCUGUGAGCGUGCCUGAGAACUCACCUCCCAACACACCAGUCAUUCGUCUCAAUGCCAGCGAUCCAGAUGAGGGCACUAAUGGCCAGGUGGUCUACUCCUUCUAUGGCUAUGUAAACGACCGCACAAGAGAACUCUUCCAAAUUGAUCCCCACAGUGGCCUGGUCACUGUCACUGGCGUCCUCGACUAUGAAGAGGGCCAUGUGUACGAGCUGGACGUACAAGCCAAGGACCUUGGGCCCAACUCUAUUCCUGCACACUGCAAGGUCACGGUCAGCGUGCUGGACACCAAUGACAACCCUCCCGUUAUCAACUUGCUGUCGGUCAAUAGUGAGCUUGUGGAGGUGAGCGAGAGCGCCCCCCCAGGCUACGUGAUUGCCCUGGUUCGGGUGUCUGAUCGCGACUCAGGUCUCAAUGGACGUGUGCAGUGCCGUUUGCUGGGUAACGUGCCCUUUCGGCUGCAGGAGUAUGAGAGCUUCUCCACUAUUCUGGUGGAUGGACGGCUGGAUCGUGAGCAGCACGACCAGUACAAUCUUACAAUUCAAGCCCGAGACAGCGGCGUGCCCAUGCUGCAAAGUGCCAAAUCCUUUACAGUGCGCAUCACUGAUGAGAAUGACAAUCACCCUCACUUCUCUAAGCCCUAUUAUCAGGUCAUUGUGCAGGAGAACAACACUCCUGGCGCCUAUCUGCUGUCUGUGUCCGCCCGCGACCCUGACUUGGGUCUCAAUGGCAGUGUCACCUACCAGAUUGUGCCCUCACAGGUGCGAGACAUGCCUGUCUUCACCUAUGUCUCCAUCAAUCCCAACUCGGGUGAUAUCUAUGCACUGAGAUCCUUCAACCAUGAACAGACCAAGGCAUUCGAAUUCAAGGUGCUGGCCAAAGAUGGAGGCCUGCCCUCCCUGCAAAGCAAUGCCACUGUGCGGGUCAUCAUCUUGGAUGUCAAUGACAAUACUCCUGUCAUCACAGCCCCUCCCCUGAUCAACGGGACGGCUGAGGUUUACAUUCCCCGUAACUCUGGCAUAGGCUACUUGGUGACUGUUGUUAAGGCAGACGACUAUGAUGAGGGAGAAAAUGGUCGAGUCACCUAUGACAUGACAGAGGGUGACCGUGGGUUCUUUGAAAUAGAUCAGGUAAAUGGAGAAGUCAGGACCACUCGCACCUUUAAUGAGAACUCCAAGGCUUCCUAUGAGCUAAUUGUUGUGGCUCACGACCAUGGCAAGACUUCUCUCUCUGCCUCUGCUCUUGUUCUAAUCUAUCUGUCCCCAGCUCUUGAUGCUCAAGAGUCAAUGGGCUCUGUGAACCUGUCCCUAAUUUUCAUUAUCGCUCUGGGCUCCAUUGCGGGCAUCCUUUUUGUCACUAUGAUCUUCGUGGCAAUCAAAUGCAAGCGCGACAACAAAGAGAUCCGGACCUACAAUUGCAGUAAUUGUUUAACCAUCACUUGUCUCCUCGGCUGUUUUAUAAAAGGACAAAACAGCAAGUGUCUGCAUUGCAUCUCGGUUUCUCCCAUUAGAGAGGAGCAAGACAAAAAGGCAGAGGAGAAAGUGAGCCUAAGGGGAAAGAGAAUCGCUGAGUACUCCUAUGGGCAUCAAAAGAAAUCAAGUAAGAAGAAAAAAAUUAGUAAGAAUGACAUCCGCCUGGUACCCCGGGAUGUGGAGGAGACAGACAAGAUGAACGUUGUCAGUUGCUCCUCCCUUACUUCAUCCCUCAACUAUUUCGACUACCACCAGCAGACGCUGCCCCUGGGAUGCCGCCGCUCUGAGAGCACUUUUCUGAAUGUGGAGAAUCAGAAUACUCGUAAUACCAGUGCCAACCACAUCUAUCAUCACUCUUUCAACAGCCAGGGCCCCCAGCAGCCAGAUCUGAUCAUCAAUGGUGUGCCUCUGCCUGAGACUGAAAACUAUUCUUUUGACUCCAACUAUGUGAACAGCCGAGCCCAUUUAAUCAAAAGCAGCUCUACCUUCAAGGACCUGGAGGGCAACAGCCUGAAGGACAGUGGACAUGAGGAGAGUGACCAGACUGACAGUGAGCAUGAUGUCCAGAGGAGCCUGUACUGUGAUACUGCUGUCAAUGAUGUGCUGAACACCAGUGUGACCUCUAUGGGAUCUCAGAUGCCUGAACAUGAUCAGAAUGAAGGAUUUCACUGCAGGGAAGAAUGCCGGAUUCUUGGCCACUCUGAUAGAUGCUGGAUGCCCCGGAACCCUAUGCCCACCCGCUCCAAGUCCCCCGAGCACGUGAGGAACAUCAUUGCACUGUCCAUUGAAGCUACUGCUGCUGAUGUUGAGGCUUAUGACGACUGCGCCCCCACCAAGCGGACUUUCGCAACUUUUGGGAAAGAUGUGAGCGACCAUCCAGCUGAGGAGAGGCCCACCCUGAAAGGCAAGAGGACUGUCGAUGUGACCGUCUGCAGCCCGAAAGUCAACAGCGCUAUCCGGGAGGCAGGCAAUGGCUGUGAGGCUAUUAGCCCCGUCACCUCCCCGCUCCAUCUCAAGAGCCCUCUGCCCACCAAGCCUUCUGUGUCUUACACCGUUGCCCUGGCUCCCCAGGCCCGGGAUCUGGAGCAGUAUGUCAACAAUGGCGCUUCUCGUCCUACUGAAGCUGAGCCUCGCGGAGCCGACAGCGCCAAAGUAAUGGCUGAGGUCAACCCUAUUCUGAAGGAGGGUCGCGACAAAGAGUCCCCUGGCGUGAAGCGUCUGAAGGAUAUCGUGCUCUAAAUCAGUCUCGGGGGAAGAAGAGAAAGAAACCACGCUAGCUAGUAAAGAUGCAGGAGCUGCUCCAUUUAAUUGGUCACCAAUGGUUGGUUCUUGAGUGGCUGUAAUUUCAGAGCUUUCCCUAAAUGUGUUGUUUAUAAAUGACUAUCAUUCUGUGACAAUCCCUCUCGUUUCAACAAGCAGCAGGGGUGUUCCAUGGGAGCAAAUUAGCUUUGGAUUGAGUUGUUCAUGGGGCCUUGAUGUUGGGAAAACAGAGACAAAUUCAGUUGUGAAAAGUAUUAUGUAUUAAGUGUUUGGAUUUAUAUAUUUUUAUAUGUCAAAAUGAUAAUAUAAAUUACCAUUGUUUGUGGAGAAUUACAUUUAACAAAAAAGCAUAAAGCAAAAAAAAAAAAAAAAAAGAAGCUCUGGACACCUUUAAUAAGCUCGCCACUGUUUUUUUGUAGUGUAGACAAAUUAAUGAUCAUUUAUUGUGUACUAUUCAUUGAUUCAGUGAUGUGAAAUUGAGCCCCCAAAAGGUUGUUUCUGAAGCUCGAGUACUUUCCAGUGCCGCUAUUUUGCUGUGGACGCCCCUGCUUUAAGAACCCUUUUGCUAGCUGUGCUAUUGUUGUAUUUGAUAUUGCAAAUUGCUAUGUGUGUGGUGAUGGCAAAAGGCUUUUAAAGGUUGAUAUUUUUUUCUUAAAAAAAUUUAAAAAAGAUAAAAACAAAAUGCAAACAACUGAGACAGCAAAUGAAUGAGCAACACCACACAUAUAGAUUGAGUACUUGGAGGCUACUCAUGUUUUUAACCCAUGUAGUGAUUGCUCACCACCUUGCAAAGUAUUUUUCCUGCCUUUCAGUCUUCUGCCCAGGUCCAUGAUAGAUCAUUCAGAAAGUCAUUUUUGGAUAUGCUGCUAUCUAAUUUGCAGUUGUCAGAAAUACUGUGCUGAAAGUUUUAUGAGAUCCAUUAUUUUUCACUAAUUUUCAGACCCUGAUCAGGAAAGUUGCCUCUGAAGUUACCAGUUUUCAGGCUGAGAAAUUCCCUGUCUCUAAUCAUCUGACUCAAAAUGGCUGAACCUAUUUUGAGAUGGAAAUUAGCAUAUCUUUAGACACAUACUUCCUGAUUCCGUGUUUCCAAAUCAUGAUUGGAAUUACACUGUGUCAUGGGCUGGAAUGGAGAACUCCAUAUUGCUAUGCAUCUUAGGCUUAUAAAUAGGGACAGAGUAGACAGUACAAAGUGUACAUUUAAGAAAAAACAGGUAAUAGGUAACAGCAUCACUAAUCCAAUUACUGUGCCUUCUAAAUGGAGACACUUGGACACUUGAACUUGCCUUUUUAUCACUAAUACUUUUUGAUUAAAAAUGUGAACAAGAAAUUAUUAAAAGAAAAAUCCUUUAGAUUUAGCUAUCUCUUUUUUCUAUAGGCUAAGGAUAUAUAUUAUUAUUUUUGUUGUUUUAACAUUGCUCUGAUUCCCCAUUUAUUGUCUGUCUAUUAUUACUAGCCAACACAGUAUUCUUGCAGCCUAAGGAUUCAUUAUUUAAAAAUAACAUGUCGCCUUUGCUCUGCCUUGGUUUUAAAAGAGUUGUCUCUAGAGAAGUAUGUUUUGUGAUUCUUUUCUCAUGUUUCAGUUUUGAAAUUCAAGUGUACAUAGACAGAAGGACUAGAGAGGUUAGAGCACUAGAAUGCAACAGAGAAUUUAUUUUUUAAGUUUAGGUAGAUGUGGUCAGGUCUUUCAAACAUUUUAGUUAUUUUUGUCUGAAUUCCUAGCUUUAUCCAUUACUAUGCAUUAGGAAUAUUUUCUUUUAGGAGAGGGGGAAAGAAUUUAAGGGAGCGGGUGGGCAAGGCAAUUGUGAUAGAAUUAGGUAGGGAGAAGAUUUAUAAUAGAGAACCUAUAACAAAGUUACAAAUCCAUGCUGAUUUGUUAUUAUGUGCUGAAUACUACCUCAUGCAAUAUAUUGGUAUGACUGAAAAUUUCCCUGUGAAACUGACAAAAUUAGAGAUCAAUUACUGUAACAUCUUCAUUUGCCUCAUUUAUUUAUCUCUCAUAUACUUUCUGCUCUUGUAAUUAAUUUCAUUUUGGUAGUAGAUUCUGAGUUAAGUAUUUAUAUUUUUUUUCUUUUCAGGUGACUACUUGAUUGACACAUUAUUUUUUUAAAUAUCCUUUAAUUAUUAUGCCUGCCUAUAGAAUUUAGACUGAUCCUUACCCUGAUCCAUCCUGGUAGAAUUAUUUUGUUAGUUACCACCUCAAAGUCACUUUGUAUUCAGACUGGACAGUUUUCUAUGAAUGCAUUUCUUACUAUGCUCAGUGGAAAAAAAAUGGAGCUGGAAAGAUUGUGGGAAGUGAAAACAUUGUUAUGUGGCUGUUGAGCCAUUGAGGCCACUGGCUGUCAGUACUCUUACCAGCCAAGUUUACAAUGGUUAGAGUAGCAGUGGCAUUGAUUCUGCUGAUUCUUCUUCUUCUCCUCCUCCUCCUCCUCCUCCUCCUCCUCCUCCUCCUUCUUUUUUACUCAGAUUCUUUUCUUGGUUUUUAUUCCCAGAAUUCAGUUUCAGUCUAUAGUCUCAUCCUGUUUCCCUAUCCAAAUACUUUAUUCUCUGUGGGCAGUCAGAAAUUUUUAUUUUGGCUUUCAAACUCACUACUGAGUAUAUUCAGAGAAAAUUCUUCUCAUUAAGGAAAUAGCUCUUCCCCCUGCAAUUGUCUGAUGUAUGUAUCCUCCCAAAAGUGCAAGUGUAUCCUAGGAGGGCUUUGUAAGCUGGUUUUAUAGGCAGGCUGUGCCUAAAAGUAGGAGUUUUGUGCAAGGAUCCUAAAUUUCCCCUUGGCUCAUGAUGUUUCUCCUCCUUUUUAACAUGUGUGAUGAAAAGCUGCAAGGGCCAGAGGGCCAACUAUUCUUUCUUUUCCUUCUGAAAACAUGUUACAAACUUAAACAUGAGGGAACAAUUUUAGGGAGUUCUAUUUUAUUUACUCAGUUGUCCAUUGGUUUUGUAGUGGGACAUACUUAACUACCAACUGUUUUCAGCAAUUCCCUUGGCAAGUAAACAUCUGCGUACCAUAUAAGGAGUCUAGCUUGCAUUGAUUGCUUUCUCUCACGUAUUGGAACAUACUGUCCAAUAAGAAAUAGGAAGAAGAGAUCCAUAAUGUGUAUACUUUUCUUUUCCUUAUGCUGACUACUAAAUGAGCCUAUGCAGAAUACACUUUAAUAUUCCUUUGAUCUUUGAAAGCCAGUAGACUAAACAAUGGUCCCUCUUAUUACUGAAACAGAUAAUGAACAAGGAAUCCUAUAGUUCACACAGAAUAUUGGUUCUCAAAAUUUAGUUCCUGGAGCAGCAUCAAAAAUCCAACUUGGGGAUUUCUUAGAAGUGCUAAUUUUCUGUACCUGUGUACUCCAACUGUAUGGGGAACCCAGCAAACCUUAACAACCAGCUGCUCACUAGUUUGAGGACUUUUAAAAGCACAGGUUGAUAGGGCUCUACCCUUAAUGUUUUUCCUUCAGUUGUUCUGGGGUGGGGCCUCUUUUCCUAUGUAUAAAUCCUCAGGAGAUACUGACAAGAACACUUCAAGUGUGGCUGCUCCAGAGGAAACUUGCUUAAUAGGACAAAUUGCAUCUAACAUGACCAUUUAUACACAUUUGUUGACAUGGUGACCCACUGAUCACUAAUGAAAAAUACAACUCUGAACUCUGCAAAUUGGAACCACCGAGAGAAUCUUCCUGAUAGUGUAACUUCAUCAUACUAUGGACUAUUAGAGGGGAAUUCAGAUGACUUUUUCUUGUCCUUCUUCUGUAUCACUAAAAAGCAAAACAAAAGUGGUUCACUUGAAGUAGCAAAGACAAGGCACAGUUUAAAGAAAGGCAGAGUGAAGGAGAGAGUUUGAUUGGGCAUCUGACAUGGAAAAAGGUUUAUGACUGUACAUAAUAGCAGUUCUGGCUGGAAUUCUACUUUGUGGGGAUCAUUUUGAUGUUGAAUCUCCUCAAGGCAUUUUGACAAGUCUGGUCCACUCGGCUCUUUAUCCAGGAUAAUAAGUCCCCAUCUGACUUUGCAAAGCUGGCAUAAAUGAGCUGAAGAAGUCCAUUGUAUACAGCCCUAGUGUUUGCCUUCUUGGUAAAAUUACAUUUAAGGAUGUCAUUUCAUGAGUCAAAUUGUAUCUGCUGACACUGAAGUGUAUUGAGAUGUUGUUCUUUAGUUUAAGUAUGUAUCAAAGUAAUAUUCAAAGGGGAUGUAUGGGGGUGGGGCUGGGACUGGGUGGCUUUAUAUUGAUAAUGAAAUAUUCCAGAGCAAAACACAUUGUCCUAAUGAAGCUGUUGCAGCUCUCUUUGUUUUCUUGUGAGGCUGGAAUUGGCCUGUGGGUCACUUGUUGUGCAAAAGUGAAUUAAUUUCAAGUAGGAGUCACAUUACUUUUGUAAAACAAACAAAAAAAUUAACCACCUUGUCUGAAAUAUGUAUUGUAAGGUGCUCUUGGUAAAGAAAACUCCAGAAAUACCUGAUCUUGAUUGGAAAACAUUGUAGGUCAUUAAGGAAACUGAUGAUACUGACUGUUGCUCCAGCUGUGUUGGCAAUUAAAGAUGACCUUGUUACUAACUGAAGGUUGCUGUCAACUUAGCAAACAGACCAGCCAAUACCAUUACAGCACUGGGUAAGUAGACUUUUGCUGGCACUGGUUAGCGUUCAGCUGAAGAAAGCUAGGAUACAGACUUUAAUGACCAAGAGCCAGAUAAACUCAAGCUAGAAAUUCAGCAACAAGUACCUCCUUGUGCAAUUUUAACGCGAAGGUAUUAGUUGCAAAAGGCUUACACCUUCACUUCUCUAGUGAGGGGAAUGAGCCUGAUGACAUUAUUACUGUUUACCUGUCAAACCAGGGUGGAAAUUUAGAAGGAUGCGAGUACAGUACGUCUCAUUAAGCAGUCUCUGUUGCUGAUUAUAUGAAGAUAAAAUUGUUGUAUAUGCUGAUCUGUAUGUUAUGUACCUUUUCACAGUGAUUGAAUCAUUGUAAAAACAAAAAGACAAAAAAGAAUCACCACUCUGUCUAUUUUAUGAAGAUGAUAAAGCAGCUUUAUUAAAUUAUUACAGUUAUGUUUUAAAUGGUGUUAUCUGCCACAUUGUUUCCUUUUAUCUGGUGAUUCUCUGUUUCCCCCUUAAAUGUGUUUUCUCUGCUUCAAAAAAUUAAUGCAUUUUAGUAUUAAAGGCUAUUAUGGAAAAUUA
Molecule: messenger RNA, 8645 nt
Organism: Jaculus jaculus (lesser Egyptian jerboa)
Lineage: Eukaryota; Metazoa; Chordata; Mammalia; Rodentia; Dipodidae
Gene: Pcdh19
Product: protocadherin 19
Exons: 6
Coding region: 42-3479 (1145 amino acids)
Biological process (GO): homophilic cell-cell adhesion
Cellular component (GO): plasma membrane
Molecular function (GO): calcium ion binding
Source: RefSeq, a predicted model, not a curated record